Psylliodes chrysocephalus is the source of this 618-nucleotide messenger RNA. The record is from the annotation of a GenBank genome assembly. NCBI's taxonomy places the organism in Eukaryota, Metazoa, Arthropoda, Insecta, Coleoptera, Chrysomelidae.
AUGGCAGCAGAUCUGCGGAAACUGUGCCCAGAAUAUUUUCCUGGGUUGGGUAAUUUCAAAAAUUUAGCUAUGUCUUUUUCCAUUUGGGCAAAUCCUCAAAAAAAGCUUCAAAAUGCAGGUGAAAAAUGUAAGAAACGUUUACAUUUAACAAAAUCCGUUAUCGAUGGCAUUUAUUUCGGAAAUUUGACAUAUAGUUCUAAAGCUUUGCGAUAUAUAUACUGCGUAAGUCAAGAAUUGGGUGUACAAGACGAAAAUGGAAAAUUUGUAAUAGAUACUCUCAGAAAUGUUAUGAAUAUCUAUCCGAUUUUUGGUAAGGACGUUGAUCAUAUGAUUGAUGAAUGCCUUUAUAAUAGGCUCGAUGGCUAUGUUAACAUGUUCAUGGGGUUUGUGUGGGCCGCUUCCUUGGAUAUUGAGUCACUGAAACAUCGUCAGGAGCUGCUAUGUCACUCAUUCGUUGCUAUGGAUUUGCUUGCUUGGUUACACAGAGUUGAUUCUGUGUGUAUUUUUAAUAAAAUAGAUAAACAUUUAAAAUGUUUCAGGAACAGCAAAGAACUUAAUUUUCCCUUUGGGAAUUUAAUUUUAAGCUACUUUUUGUUUUUUCAACAAAACCCUUGGUAA